GGGCAAGAGCAUUCAUGAUCCACAACACCCAGCACAACCUGUGUCUGGAAGAUUCAGCAGAUACAGGUGAAGUCCAAUUGAAGACAUGCAACUUAGACUCUGAAUAUCAGCAGUGGAUCUGGAUCAGUCAGGACAUGCUGAUGUGUGUCGCAUCAUCUAGGUGUCUGUCAGCCCAGCACGAAGGGCCAGUGCACACCCAGGAUUGCCAUGAACCCGAGGUGGAUGCUGCUUGGUUAAUAUGGGACUGUGACCGGGACCAACUGAUCAGUAGAAAGCUAUCAAUGCUUCUGUCACACAAUGGCCAGCAUGCGAUCCUCGUACAACACAGCAAACACCCAAAGUGGAGAUCUCUGGAUCAGGGGGACAUCUGCCAGGAAAGAUUCAGACAUCGGAGAGCUUCUGACGAUUUGACGUACGAGGAUGAAGCGCAAACAGGAGAGCUGACAGCUAUGACAAAGGAACAAAGAGAGUAUCUACGUUGGUUCUACCGCACAGAGGACCCAACCACAUGGACAUUUGUACUGCUCGGACUGGCCUUUGUCUGCCUUCUUGUUGGUUUUCUUCUCCUGGGAAUGGGAGCCAUGGCAAAUAAGAGCAGGAAGAAGAUAGCAGAGUACAAGGCUGCAACAUCUCUGCUUCAGAAAAAUGAAGAUCAGGAGCUGCUCAAAGAAAACAGCACACACCCAGCAUCAGACAUGCCACUGCAGGGAAACAAGCCUCACAUGUCCAACAGUGACACAAACGAGCAGAGCAAUGCAGGAAACAUUGUGGUCACAUGGAAAGAUGGCAACACCUCCUGCCUGUACCCAGAUCCUGCGGUGGAAGAGAAACAGGAGGAAGAGAGGAAAGAGAAAAUAACAGCUGCUGAGCUCGACUCUCCAGAUGAAGUGAAGAUUAUGAGCUGAAGAGGUCACAGUGAAUACCAGCGGCAGUGUUUGCUUUAAUAAUUGAUCAUAAUUUUCUGAUUAUUCUUAUUUUCAUGACUUCAGAGUGAAAUUUUAUGAAACCCUCAAAUGAUCAGAAAACAUUUCUCUUUUUUAUUCAUUCCUAAUAAAGCUCAUAACAGUGGUGGUUGCGCUCAUAAAAUGUGUCCACGUGGGAACAAAAGUUGUAUAAAAAUGGUUCCCUGUAAAGGUAUUCUAUAAAAACAGUUUCUGGAUGCAAGUUCAGAUCUGCUUAUGUGUGCUUCCCCCAAUGGGCUUCGCCAUUGUUAGUUUUGGGGUGGCUAAAGGAGGCAGCUCUGCCCCUGCUGAUGGUUCAGUUUCUAGGGCUCCUCUUGUGGUGUUGAUGAUGAUUUCUGGUUUGAUGGGCUGCAAAGUUGCUUUCAAUAAGGUUCUGUCCACAGGGAGUCUGACAAAUAGACACCAAAUGUUCUAGUCUUCCUCCAUCCUGUGUUGUGAACUGAAAUGGGAAAAACUUAAUGAGAUUUGAGUACUUUUGUGUGUUGUGCUGAUGCCUCAGAUAUUAUUGCAUCACAAUAAAUCACUUGCUUUGAUCUUGAA
Messenger RNA from Haplochromis burtoni (Burton's mouthbrooder), 1502 nucleotides. RefSeq names its product solute carrier family 51 subunit beta. The record is from RefSeq and is a predicted model, not a curated record. NCBI's taxonomy places the organism in Eukaryota, Metazoa, Chordata, Actinopteri, Cichliformes, Cichlidae. Gene Ontology annotation, biological process: bile acid and bile salt transport. Gene Ontology annotation, cellular component: plasma membrane. Gene Ontology annotation, molecular function: protein heterodimerization activity; transmembrane transporter activity.